AUGUCUUCUACCAAGACCCCUGUCCUCACCGACAAGGCCCCCAAGCCCCUUCCAGGCAUCUACAGUCAAGCCAUCAUUGCCAAUGGCAUGGUAUUCUGUUCCGGCGCCGUCCCAAUGGACCCGGAGACCAUGCAGAUUAUCGACGGUGAUGUACAAGCUCACACCCAUCAAUGUAUCAAGAACUUGACGGCGGUCCUAGAGGGUGCCGGUACUACAAUCGAUAAGGUCGUCAAGGUGAACGUGUUCCUCUCAAACAUGGACGACUUCGCUGCCAUGAAUGAAAUUUAUUGCCAAUACUGGGGCGAUAUCAAGCCAUCCAGAACUUGCGUUGCGGUUAAGACGUUGCCGCUCAAUGUAGAUGUAGAGAUCGAGUGCAUAGCUGUUUUGUGA
This is a messenger RNA of Colletotrichum truncatum, 390 nucleotides long. Its product is annotated as endoribonuclease L-PSP. Lineage: Eukaryota; Fungi; Ascomycota; Sordariomycetes; Glomerellales; Glomerellaceae. Gene Ontology annotation, cellular component: cytosol; mitochondrion. Gene Ontology annotation, molecular function: deaminase activity. The record is from RefSeq and is a predicted model, not a curated record.